Messenger RNA from Dermacentor silvarum, 881 nucleotides. RefSeq lists its product as uncharacterized. Gene Ontology annotation, molecular function: amine binding. NCBI's taxonomy places the organism in Eukaryota, Metazoa, Arthropoda, Arachnida, Ixodida, Ixodidae. The record is from RefSeq and is a predicted model, not a curated record. The coding region runs from base 80 to 736 and encodes 218 amino acids. The transcript is spliced from 5 exons. Gene Ontology annotation, biological process: symbiont-mediated perturbation of host defenses.
ACUUGCGGCCGAGCUGUACAAGUAGAGUCGGUGUUUUUGAAGUCGCAUUUGCCUACCUGGUUGCUCCAGUACAAGAACAAUGUUUUUUCUUCUGCUUAGCCUUGCUUGUCCUGAGUGCAUACUAGGCGCUGGAAUUUCUGUUCCUAGUGGAACUACUGGUGGUAUUCAGCGCCCCGGCUAUGGUUUUCAUCCUCUGCCGUACGAAGAGAAUCCUCAACAUUUCCACGAGCAACUUCUGAGAGACCUUAUAGAGAUUGCUGAGCCGAUUUUCAUUAAAAAAAGGAACUAUGAGACCAACACUCUAAACCGCUGCCACUCGGCUCAGAAGAUUUUACAGUUGUAUGACGGUUCUUUCUGGUACAACCUUAACGUACGAACUCUUACGAGAGCCGGAUACCAACACUACACGUUUCCAAACAUUGCGACUCCAUUUCGGACGGGACAGCAUCUAUACCCCAAUGCUCUGUUGUACAGGUUUACCCCAGGGCACCCUGAAGUUCUUCGAAAGAUCUUGACCAUUAACAAACGUCUUGGUUGUGCAGUCUUGGUUGAAGAGCGCAGUGAUGGUAGGAAAGGAUGCCAACUAGUGCAGACGAGUAGCACGAUUGACUACCCAGUUCCACAACAGUGCCAAAGGGCAUACGACGAGAACUGCAAAGGGAAGAGCAUUACGCUUUAUGAACCAAGCUGCAAGAUUCGCUCACCAUACCACUACCCUGACAACUCGCACUUUUAGAUGCCUGUCCGUCAUGUGCCAGGCCCGAAUACCAUCAAGGCAUUUCUCGCAGCGUUUCGAAUACCUUCUACACGAAGCCUCAAAACUCUGCCCGCUUUUGACAUCCCAGACAUGGGUUGCGGAAAUAAAACCUUUCACUUGCUCA